Exaiptasia diaphana is the source of this 1857-nucleotide messenger RNA. Its product is annotated as methylcrotonoyl-CoA carboxylase beta chain, mitochondrial. Gene Ontology annotation, molecular function: methylcrotonoyl-CoA carboxylase activity. Gene Ontology annotation, cellular component: methylcrotonoyl-CoA carboxylase complex; mitochondrion. The record is from RefSeq and is a predicted model, not a curated record. Lineage: Eukaryota; Metazoa; Cnidaria; Anthozoa; Actiniaria; Aiptasiidae. Gene Ontology annotation, biological process: L-leucine catabolic process.
GCGGCCUAAAUSGAGUAAAUUAUUUCUUUUUAUAUUUAAUAUAAAAACAGCAACCAAAACUAAAAAGAAUAGACAGAAUACAUUCAAUUAUCAACCAUGAGAGGAAUAGCGGUUUUUGUUCGACAAAAUCCAUGUUUAUUUCGGCUUAUGCGCCCUUGUCUCUUCAAGUCUGGUAAAAUGUACCACGAUCUUUCCAAAGCAAGUGYGAUACAGAGCCAAAUCGACGUUAAUACUUCAGAUUUCAAGGAAAACAAAGGGAAUAUGGAAAAAUUGGUUGAAGAUUUAAGAAAUAAAGUACACAAAAUUGAACAAGGUGGAAGUGAAACAGCACAAAAAAGGCACACAUCAAGAGGGAAGAUGCUGCCAAGGGAAAGAAUAGCUAACUUACUAGACCCAGGAUCGCCAUUCCUUGAACUCUCUCAGUUUGCUGGUCAUGAUUUGUAUGGUAAAGAAGAAGUACCAGCUGGUGGUAUCAUUACUGGUAUUGGAACGAUUAAUGGAAUUGAAUGUAUGGUUGUUGCUAAUGAUCCAACUGUUAAAGGAGGGACUUACUAUCCAAUCACAGUCAAGAAGCAUCUUAGAGCUCAGGAAAUAGCACAGGAAAACCGGUUGCCUUGUGUCUACUUAGUUGAUUCUGGAGGAGCUAAUUUACCCAGGCAAGCUGAUGUAUUCCCAGAUAAAAUGCACUUUGGGCGAAUAUUUUAUAAUCAAGCUASGAUGUCUUCAAAGGGUAUUGCCCAGAUAGCAGUAGUUUUAGGUUCCUGUACAGCAGGRGGUGCUUAYGUACCAGCCAUGGCUGAUGAGAGUAUCAUUGUCAAGCAACAAGGCACCAUCUUUCUUGGUGGACCUCCUCUGGUGAAAGCAGCGACUGGAGAAAAAGUCAGUGCAGAAGAACUUGGUGGAGCUGAUUUGCACUGCAGUACAUCAGGUGUAACAGACCACUAUGCCAUCAAUGACUUACAUGCUCUUCAUGAAGCAAGGAACUGUGUCAAGAAYCUCAACUACAAGAAAACCCUCCCGGUUACCCUCCAGACCCCUGAAGAUCCCCAUUAUGCCCCCGAAGAUAUAUAUGGCAUUGUGGGAACAGACCUUAAGAAAUCAUAUGACAUUCGUGAGGUGAUUGCUAGAAUAGUUGAUGGAAGUAAAUUUGAUGAGUUUAAAGCCAUGUACGGCAGCACUUUGGUCACAGGCUUUGCGCGCAUCCAUGGCUAUCCAGUUGGAAUCAUUGGUAAUAAUGGGGUUUUGUUUUCGGAGUCUGCACUUAAAGGGACACAUUUUAUUGAGCUUUGCUGUAAAAGGAAGAUACCACUUCUCUUUCUACAAAAUAUAACAGGGUUUAUGGUUGGAAGGGAGUACGAAAAAGGAGGAAUUGCUAAAAAUGGCGCCAAAAUGGUGAUGGCYGUUUCUUGUGCGAAGGUUCCUAAAAUUACCGUCAUUGUUGGAGGCAGCUUUGGAGCAGGAAAUUAUGGCAUGUGCGGAAGAGCAUAUGGUCCCAGGUUCCUCUACAUGUGGCCUAAUGCAAGAAUAUCUGUCAUGGGUGGCGAGCAAGCAGCAACAGUUCUUACAACCGUCGCUCGAGAUCAAAGAGAACGUUUACAAAGGAAGAAGACGAUGCCAUUAGGAUACCAGUUUUGGAACGCUAUGAACUGGAAGGUCAUCCUUACUUCUCCUCAGCAAGGUUAUGGGACGAUGGUGUGAUCGAUCCACUAGACACGCGGACAGUACUGGGCUUAAGUCUUAGUGCAGUUUUUAAUUCACCUAUUAAAGACACAAACUUUGGUGUUUUUAGAAUGUGAAUCAAUUCAAGAAAUAUAUUUCGUGAUAAUUUAAAAUAAAGGUGUACGAAAUUCUUAUCAA